UUAGUUGUUGUUCAGUUUUACUUUUCUUCAGUUUCAACUGUUCAAAGAAAGAACAGAAUGUUACAGUGUGAUAAAGUUAAUGAAAGUUUACCAGUGAAUGUUACAGAUGAAGUCAUUCAACAAAACCCGGAAUUUUCUAGACUUCUGAAUUUGCUUUCACAACACAUCAACAGUGAUGGCACUUCUGUUCAAGCCCAAAAAGAUAUACAGCAGGCUGAGGAGGAACUUAAACAUGAGAAGCAUAACUGGUUGAUGCAGAAAACAAUAUACAGGGAAGUAGAGGAGCUGUUGAUGGAUUAUGAAAUCAAAAGUCAAGAAUGUUCUCUGUCUUCAGAGGAUAAACAAUUUCAAGCAGCUUUACAAGAAUGUUUAACAAUGGCAGAAAUAGGGGACUACGUAGAUUGCAAUCCUGAACCUGGUUCAUCAUCAACUUUGUUAGGAUUAACUAGAGAAGAAAUUCAAAGACAGAAUCCUUAUAAAAAGCAUUUACCUUUCUUACAACAGAAGCUUUUACCAGAUAUAGAAGACAGAUUGAGAUUAAAAUGUGAAAGUUUGGUAACAUUUCAUGACCCAGAUAAUGGAACAGAAAGUGACAGACUUACUUUUGCCAAGGCUUCACAACUACCAGCAAUGAUUGAUUCAGAGUGUCAUGAGUUAAAACAAAUGAAAGUUAAACUGAACAAAGAGAAACAAAGAAAGGAUAAACAAUUUUGGUUAUAUUAUCAGACAUUGCUAGAUUCAUUGUCACUGCUGGAAGAUUUGAUCUGUCAGUAUAGGUUACAAAAUCAAACAGAACAUGACACAGUUACUACUGAAUGGCUAGUGUCAAAAUGUGAUGGUCUCUGCCUCAAAAUAAGAUUAACAGAAUUACAAAUAUUGUGUGAGACAUACACAGUAGAAACUUGCAGAGCAUUAAACCAGAUUAGAAAGUAUUUAAAAUCUGAGCAUGAUGAAACUGAAACAGAAUAUACUAAUGUAUCUCAGGCAUUAAAAGCAUAUGAAUCUGUUGGAAUGGGAUUUGACUCUUUAGUGAAUGAAUAUAGCAAGUUGAAAAAUGAGGUAGAAAACAAACAGUGGGCACUGAAAGAAUUCCAACAGAGUAUAGAAAACAAAGAUAGAUAGUAGUAAAUUAUUCUAUUUUGUUAUGUACUUUGAUUGUAUAUUCUUAGAACUGAGAGUAUUUAAUGUCUUAUAUCAAGAUGUCUUGGAUAAUAAUUCAUUGUUGAUAUUUAUAGAUCUGCUAUUAUACCAUAUUUUUGGUGUCAAUCAGAAAC
Molecule: messenger RNA, 1274 nt
Organism: Mytilus trossulus (common blue mussel)
Lineage: Eukaryota; Metazoa; Mollusca; Bivalvia; Mytilida; Mytilidae
Product: HAUS augmin-like complex subunit 4
Exons: 9
Coding region: 58-1122 (354 amino acids)
Biological process (GO): spindle assembly; centrosome cycle
Cellular component (GO): HAUS complex
Molecular function (GO): microtubule minus-end binding
Source: RefSeq, a predicted model, not a curated record